Messenger RNA from Salvelinus sp. IW2-2015, 3205 nucleotides. The record is from RefSeq and is a predicted model, not a curated record. Lineage: Eukaryota; Metazoa; Chordata; Actinopteri; Salmoniformes; Salmonidae.
CACACACACACACACACACACACACACACACACACACACACACAGCCAUAGUUGACAGUAUACAGCACAAAAAGAUCCAGACAUGCUAUCACACACACUUUUCAGAUUUUGUUCUAUCAGACCCAUUCACACAGUGAACAGACAUCGGGUCCUCGUCCACACACUCCAAGGCUACAGGCCUAAGGGCCUCUGAAGACACACUGUACUAGCUUGUCUCAAUCCCAGGGGUGGAAUGUUACCAGAUUGGUGUUGGGAGAAAGCUAAAUUAGUUCAUAGGCACAAAGAAACCAGGGUUGUGUUCAUUAGGCACAAAACUGAAGGUGAAGGUGCUACCUGCAGGCCUUAUUGUCCAAAAAUAAACGUCAAAUGAACAUGACUCAGGCUUAAAGAAACACUGUUUAUGCAGAAACUGAUCAAAAUGGAAAUCAAUUAGCGACCUGAAAACACUGGAGUAAGCCAGUGCAAGCCUUUAUGCUGCUUUCUGACUGUAACACCUGUUUUACACUAGUGUAUACACCCUUAUGUUAUACUAGGGAAGUUGUUUUUCCAUAGCUAGGGCUAACAGUGAGGACUUGUGAAGAGCAGAAUCAACAACCUCUGCAUAAUUAAAACAGUUACUUUGUGAGAAGGCGUUAUAGUUUACAGUUAGCCAUUACGUAAAUGAAAGCUGAAAAAUACCAGUGGCCUGGCUUUGGCACCAACUGAGAGCAGGUCCGCCAGAACCAUGGCCCAGGAAGACAUGGGUGCCGACCCACGUAGAUGAAUACAGAAAAGUCUGAGCCUUUUGGGUAAAACACUGGGGGUAAAUCUUAUAUGGAAAUGUGCCCGGAGUGGUUCUACAGGCCCCAUCCUGCCCCUGUGAAAACUCUGGGGCCUGUGCCGACUAGCCCACCCACUAUACUCUCAGCCUCAGUCUGAGCUUGCUAUGCAGCGGUAAUUCACAACAGACAGAAACCAGGACAUAGCUGGCUUGCUGAGAGGCUACAACUCUAAUUACAUUAAAAAAUAUAUAUAUGUUUUCAAAUAACUUUAGUACUGUGUAGGGCAAGCACCUGGAUAAUUAAAUGCCUGUGGAGUGGGGGGGGCUAAACAGCUUUGGGCAGGCACAGGCUUGUGGGGCUCUGUAUUUCAGGAAUGGUUCAUUCCUGAUUCAGGAAAAACCCCAAAGGUAGGCCUAAAUCAGAAUGACAGUCUUCAUGUUCAUAACAAUCUUGAAUUUAAAAAAGGUAAAAAUAAAAAAAAAUGAAAAACAAAAAGCUAAACUUUGGUGAGCGAGUUUAUACAAUGUCAAGGGGUCAACUGACUUGUGCAUGUUACCACCAUGGCAUUUCCAGUGCCCCAGUAUCUGUAAAUUAGACAUGUCGACGAUGAGUAUGACGUGUCUCCUCUCUAACGCCCAGGAUGCUCUGAUUCAAACUCCCAUUAGACAGCUCUGCAAAUGUUAUACUGUUAAAAUACUUUCGUUGCUCGCCGAAUAUUGGAGUGUUGCUGACCAACUAUCUUCAACUAUUCCCGUUACGGUCGGUAUGUACUUCCAAAAAAAGUAAAUAUAAAAAUGUAUUCGGCACAUCCAUUGUAUCACUCAUCCGUGCCACGCACAGGACGGAAGUCUACAACAGCUCAAUACAUUGGAUGUUCCGAAGAAGCAUUUUUUCAGUUGCUUGUACAUUUUUAUUUUGACAUACCGGCCGUAACGGGAGUAAAGGAAGAUAAUUGCUCAGCGAAACGCCAUAUUUGGUGAGUAAGGUAGGGUUUUCACUAACAACGAAUUCAUGAGAAGUUCCGCCCCCAUUCAUUUUCAACGAGGGCACGCAGAGAAAUGUGCCGGGAAAGGUGAGCGGCAAGAACCCUGCUAUCCGAGCGGUAGAAAAAGUUGACCUCGGCUCUACUUUAUGCAAAUGUUAAGCGAAGUGUUGGAGCGAAGCACUGUCAAGAGGAGGCGCCGCUUCUGAUUUUGUCCCAGGACUUGGCAGCCAGGGGUCGUGCAUCGUGGACCCCUUUAAAUGGUGACGUAUUAAUGCAGGAUCGCGAAUCCAUCGUCCUGCUGUGGAAUAGCGGAACAACUAUCAGGCAAUGGACCUACUUUCAUAAAAGUUCUCUAACAUAGCCCUGUUUUUUAAUAAUUUCUCUAAAUUCUGCAAGAGGAGGUUUAUGUUACCCACAUUUGUCAGCAAUUCAACUGGACCAUUUCACAACCUCUCAACUAGCUUCAGCCAUGAGGACCCUUGUCGUUGGAAUUGGAGGGAUGACCAAUGGGGGGAAGUCGACCAUGUCCAGUAGUCUGCACCUGCGGAUCCCCAACAGCUGCAUCAUAGCACAGGAUGCUUUCUUCAAGGAUGACUCUGUGAUAGCUGUGGACAGCAAUGGGUUCAAGCAGUAUGAUGUGCUUGAUGCGCUCCACAUGGACAGAAUGAUGAGCAAGAUUGAAUCAUGGCGGAAGGACCCCGGUUCAUUCCUAGCAUCUCAAAGUCUGAGAACACAAUGCUCUGUAGGAGAGGAGGUGUUUGUGCUCAUCGUCGAGGGCUUCUUGAUCUUCAACUACCGCCCCUUGAACGAAUUAAUGGACAAGAGAUACUUCCUUGAAAUUCCUUAUGACGUCUGCAAAGAGAGGAGAGGCUCGAGAGUGUAUACACCCCCUGACCUGCCAGGGUACUUUGACGGAUAUGUGUGGCCAAGGUACCUGAAAAACCGGCAAGAGAUGGAAGACAUGGUAUCGGAUAUUGUCUUUUUGGAUGGAUUGAAGUCAAAGGAGGACUUGCUGGAUUAUGUGUAUGGGGAUGUAACCAUGGAAAUACAGAGUCUCAUGGGGAAAGACUAAGCAGUUGGAUUUCUCAAACAGUUGCUGGAAUGUGGAAGAGUAAAAGAGACAAUGUGUUCAGAAACAGAUGUGUUGAAACUUAGACUAAGGUUUACAGCCACAGGAGAAAGACAGGAGACACACACACACACACACACACUCACACACAGUGCAGAACAAACUUUCAUGUUAAAUCCAUGUUACUUUUACUCCAGUGAGGUAAAUCUUGUUUACAUAGUUUUUUAACUUAGAAAGUAUUUUUGCAAUCUACAGUACAUUUGUUUUGUUCAGUCUAUAAUGGUUAUGUACAUAGUUAAGGAGUGCAAAGUCUAUAAGCAGUGCAGACUCUUGACUAAAGUUAAUAUGGGCGGCAGGUAGCCUAGUGGUUAGAGCGUUGGACUAGUAACC